GUGCCCUGGUUUUGGUGUUUGUGUGUCUAAAGUGGGCACAGGGGGCUUAAACUGGCCGAAAGUUUUUCAUUUCGAGGCUUUGUGCUUUGUCAAUGUUCGCUUUUGGCAGGUAGCUGGGGUUGGGCUAGAUUCUGCUUACGUUGUGUUCUUUUGUAAUUGUAUUUGCGGGAUUGUUGCAAGAUUGAGUGACUCUUUCGUUUUGCCACGAAAUUGGGGCUAUUUUUGGAGCAAUUGAGUGAUAUAUUUCAUUUCCGGAUUGCUGGUGCACGACGAUACUGUUGAAAAAGGUUCGUUCGCUGGGUCCUGAAGAUCUAAAUGGUUGCGUGCAGACAGCAUGUCUACUUUGCCAGGUCUGGCCUCCAAGGGGGAGAAAUCAAAGCAAAAGUUCCAGUCGUUAGAUAUAAAUAGUUUAUACAGAGUUAGCAGGGGUGAAAAUUUAGAGAAGCAACAACAAAAAAGCACAUUUACUUACAAACAUGGCAUGCAAAGUUUGGGAAAGGUGCCCAAUGCACGUAGGGCGCCAGCGAAUUUACCUUCUUUGAAAUCGGAACAUAGCGGAACUGACGCAUCUGUACCUUUAGUACCACCAGGCGGACCAGGAUGGGGAAAACAAGAAUCGACAUCUUCAACUUCCACCACUUCUCCAACGACAACAACUACAACAGCUUCAACUCCAAGCAGCCAACCUUCCCCACAAUUGAGUUCUCAUCAAGCUGCAAUUGCCCUUCCGGUGACCACAACAAUACCACCACCAAACAAACAUGUAACACCUUCUGCUACGCCUGCUACCACAGACAAGUCAUGGAGUGCCGUAAUGAGCGGUCCAGAUUCCGCACAUCCACCAUUAUAUCAGAGUCCUCAAUUCCAACACGAGUUCCCCAGCUUGUCCGUUGGAGAUGGCGGCCCCAUACGUACUGGUUCCGAUGCUCAGUACACGCCAGGGCUAAGCCUGCGGCCCCAAACCGAGGGCUCCUGGAUACAGGGUGGAUCUCGACCAGGUGCCGAAGGUCCCCCAAGGAGCAGCUCGGUCCCCUUGGGUGCCCCGCCACAGCUGUCGGCCCAGGUCGGCCUCCCUCAACAACAAUUGCCACCGCAAUUUCGGGCGGUCAUGCCAAAUUUUAUGUGCAAAGGUAGCUUCGCUACUGGUGGAACUGCUGGUGCUCCUACUCAAACUCCUCCGCCGAUGAAUGGACGUAAUCGGCCAGAAAAUCGCCCGCCACCGCGAAUGGUGGACGCGGAGGAAAUUACCCCAAGACCGAUCAUUAAGGAAGAAGAAUUGAGUCGCAUGGAUGAAAUUGACAAGGACAUGGGAUGGACCUGUCAUGAUGAUAUUGAUUACAACCAGAAAUUGGCUUUCAGUGAUGACGAAUCUACCACGGAGAAAAAACCGAAAAAAGAAACUAAAACUACCCCAACUACUACACCCAAUACGACCACUCAAAAAGACCACGAAAAGUCUGACUCUCAUCCGAAUGAAUCUCAGUCCCGUAACAAUUGGAACAAUAAACGUUCUUCGGAUGAGGAACUUUGGAAGCAACGUCGCCAACACAACAAGGAUCUAGAAUUAACCGUUCAGAGAGCCAAGCAACGCAAAGAAGAAGAGGAAAAACGUUUUAAUGAAGCUGCCAAACAGGGAGCUGCCAAAAAACUUCAAGAAUUGGAAGAAAGAAUGAGCAAACGUAAUCGUGAAGAAGAAGGUGUUGGGACGAUAAACCCUUCUGUAGUCCCACCAAAACCAAUUGUUCCCGCCGACAUUCCCCUCCCUGAUUUUCAAAGAGAAAAAGAAAGAGAUCGUGAUAGUCGAUCCCGAACGCCAAACGAUACAGGAAGUGACGAGAAAAGUUCAAAUUCCUUCAGACAAUUGACCCAAAUCGAGGGUAAAAACUUCGCACCUCGCAAGCACGUCAAAGGGUCUGAAAGAGAUCGUGACGUUCGCGAACAGAACGGUCCGAGUUUUUCGCGACAUUUUCAAUUGCCUCCGAGGUUUCAAAAACAAAGGAAUAACCCGAAUUCGAAUAUGCAGAGUCAAAUGCAUUUCGGGCAUAGUUUUGAUAGUCGAUGGGCUCAAGGAGGACAAGGAUUGUCAAAAACGAAUUUGAGACAUGAUAGUCCCGAUCGUGAUGUGGAUGAUGAUAGAAGGGAUUAUAAAAGACAAAGUUCUGAAGAUAGUCACCGAAGUUCACAUCGGUCACAAUCGGACUUGUCUCAUAAAUCGUCGGAUCGGUUUGGUGAUGACUCGCACGAUUAUAGGCAUCAGGAUUACGAUUAUAACAGGAAGAAUCGAGACGAGGAUAAGUGGCAAAAGGAAAACGAAAAGAAAAAGCAUGAUGAUGAUUGGCAUGGUGAUAGGAGAGAUAAGUAUCGUGAUGAUAAGCAUGAAAGGCCACAAAGGCCCGAUAGUCGAGAUUCGAGAGCGUCUAGGGAAUCACGUCAAUCGAGGGAUUCGGCACGUGAUUCAGAACCAAGGGAUCAUAUCGGCUCGUGGGCUGAUACAGUGUUUGAACCUACAUAUGAAGAAAAAAGACGGGAUCAUGGCAGAGAGGACCGACGUCAAGUUCCAGGUCCAAUUACGAAAGAAAGAAUAGAGGCUGACGAUAUGAAGAACGAGAAGCGAGGUUUGACACAAUUGAAGAGAGGCCAAAUGCCCGAUAAGAAAAUUGCGGAAAAGAAAGAUGAGAAGAUCCAAGAUGGAUCAAUUGGUGAAAAUAAAUUGCAGGACCAGUUGCAGGAUUCUGGGACAAAAGCAUGGGCUGAUGCCGUAUCACCCAAUACUAUAGACCCCGAGAAUCCUAAAUAUAUGGAUACGUUUGAAAAGAAUAAAAGCAGCUCGAGCACGGAAGCGCUUAAGCAAGAGAAUGAUUUGAAAAAGUCUGAUAACUCGGAAUUCAAGGAUAAAGAUGAUAAGCGCGGUAGAAACCGCAAUUAUCCGUCGAGUAAAGGUUGGAGUGGUAACGAAUAUCACCGGUCUACUAAUUGGCCGAAAAGACAAACAAGUCGAGGAGCGCGCCCCGGAGGGCCUCAGAGACCGGGUGAUUUCCACGGAACGGAUUCAGAAGGUUCAAUGGACGAGGUAAAUGUUGAUGGUGUCCCACUAAAGAGUCCUAAAACCGUUAAAAAAUCGGAGAAGGACGACAAAAAUAAGGAAAUCAAACAAAACGAAAAGACCGCGACGUUGGAACGAAACAAAGAUAAGCAGGACAGCAAACGCGAGAAUUACGUACCGAGAGGGGAACCGUCGAGGCAUGGACGUGGAGGUGGCAAUUUCCGUGGUAGAGGUGGUUUAAGUAAAAGAAUCGAUGGUUACGGUCCUCCACCGUCGAAAAGUCCUUUCGGUCAUCACGACGAUAAAGAAAAAAAAUUAUCAAGUGAUGAGAAUUCCGGUGAUAUAACAAUUGAAGACAAAGCUAAGCAAAAUCAGCAAGCACUAUCUGCUGGAAUCAUCGGAAGUGCUCGAAAGGAAAUGGGAGCCAAGUUGGAUGACAAAGCCAAGAGUCGGAAACCUGACCACAGAAGAGGAAAAUCGAAGACUAAAGCUGAUGGGAAACGGGACGACGAAACCGUUGAUUCUAAUUCGGAUAAUUCCGAUGAUAAAGAUGGCAAAGGUUUGAAAAAAACGCACAAAACUAACCCUCCUCUGAGAGGCCCUCUAAGCAUGAAUCAAACCCGGCGCACUAACGCUCCGCCACGUUUAACCAGUGGUGAGAAAAAAACUCAUCCAUCUCGUAAUGAAAAUCCCAUUCCGAGACAAAAUUCAAGCGGAGCGUUGCGUUCUCAAAGUGUAAUAAAGAAGGAUGAAAAGUCGGGUGAACCGAACAGUUUGUGUAGCGGCAUUGCCGAUAUUUCUCUCAAGAAUAAACCGGAGACCGAACCAGAAGAUGGUGAUGAAAAAGUCUCCCUUCAGAGUGAUUCUGAUGGUUUCCAAGAAGUCAAAAGUAAGAAAACUGGGAAGGAACGUCAGAAAUCAAUCGACGAGAAACCGGGCAAGGCGCCGAUAAAGCCGGACAAGGAUGCAGGAAAACAGGACCGGAAACCUAAGAGUAGUUCGACUGUACAAUUAACACAGCAACAAAUCUCGAACAUUCCGCCACUGAUGGCAACUCCUGUUAAUCCGCCACCGGUUUUACCACAAGCUAAUAAAAAUCCGUUUGAAAGGCCGCGUCAGAGUAAAUUGGCGCCGAGGUUUGCGAAGCAAAGAGAAAAUAAUAGACUGCAAAAAGCGCAAAUGCAACAGCAACAGAAUAUUUGUGACGUGAAUGAUAUGAACAAAGUGAAUCAAAACAUGAACGUUUACGGUAUGAAAGAUUCGUCAAGUGUUGUGAUGCCGUUGGCGAAUGCUUGGGAUAAGUCGUUAGGGGGGCCCCCGUUGAGAAAUAUCGAUUCGGAAAAUGUGUUGGGAGUUUCUGGGGAUGGAUGCAAGACUUUGGACCAUGUCCAAGCGAGUCAGAGCAACAGCCCCAGCAAUGAUAAGAUUAUCGGUAAAAGCAGUCAGUUGCAGGACAAGGCAAUUCUCGAUGGUACGACGCCUCCUGUCAACACCAUCAUUUUCGAAAACACAAAUUUUAAAUCAGCUCCUGGUUCUCGAAAUUCAAGAUCCGAUAAGCCACGUUCAAAGUUGGAUGAAGGCAUGGACGGAUCUGUGGUAUCAGGUUUCAAUAAACCUAUAUCGGAUUUGCUUUGUAAAAACGACAAACAGUCCGAGUCGAUUCAGAUUCCGCUCUCUUUUAAAGAAGAUAAUGCCGAUAUAAAGUUGGAUUUUUUUGAUUCCGAACUGUCUCAUCUGACCGAAGAGAAAAGUUCGAAAAAUUUGUGUAUGCCACGUUCGAUGCACGCCAUCACAACGGGCAAUAACACGAUUACAACGCCUGAUGCGUUGAAUUUUAAAAUACAAUCAGUGAAAAAAAUGUGGGAAACCCCAGCUGAUCACAAUGUUGGACAAGAAGAUAACAAUUCGAGUUUCUCGAGUUCGUUUGUUUCGGAUCCUAAUACGUUGGAUCCGAACGCUUUCGGUAAAGGGAACGAUACUCCCGACGAUAAUCACGAAGGUUAUAGUCCUUCUCCCAAUCAAGUUGCUUCAAACAGCACAACAAAUGUGUGCAAGGUAAAACCUACUCAGCAAGUGUCAGGUGGUGGUGCCCAAGCUGUGUUAAAUUCAGCGACUCAUCAACAGCAUUCGGGCAUCAUGGGACCAAGUCUGAUGGGGAAUCCCUUGUCACCGCCUCCUCUACAGCCGGUCAUCGGAACUGGCGUUAAUUUAGGCCAACCCCCUCAGCAAUACACGGCCAAUCAACACAUUAGCUAUCAAGCGGGUCUUGGUGGCAGUAAUCAAUACGGCAUCUCGGCCAUACCUUCACCGCCAACCGUUAUGUAUAAUUCGACUCAACAAAUACAACAGACGGGUCUCUACGGACCAUUCCAGAUCGAUCAGACUGGAGUGUUAGGUGGUCAAGGACGUUCCCAAUAUUCCCAAUAUCCUAACCAUUAUAGUUUGGGUCAGACAGCCUCUAGUCCGUAUUCGACGCAAUCGGUGUAUUUACAGACCCAACCUCACCCCCCUCCUGCGGCCCAAGCGCCGCCCGACCUUUACCAAAAUAUUAGUAAUUACAGACUGUCUGCGACAGGACCGUUCGGACAAAAUCAACAAUUGAAUAAUCCCACAACUGUCCUCAUUUCGUCCACUUCCUCCAAUUCGUUGAUGUCCGCUUCGGUCAAACCCAGCAGCCAACAAAUCAGCGCGAUUGGUACCAAAGCUGGCGGAGUUGGGCAAGCCUACCAACAGCAGUCUCAACAGAGCCAGCAAGUGUACAUGGCGUACGAGCCCGCGCUUCAGGCCAAUUAUUUGCAAAGUGCUGCAGGUGUGAUGCAAAGAGGACCCACUGGUCCCGUGCAGAACAAUGUGGUUCCCGCUUUGCAGCCUUCUUCAUCAUAUUAUUCAGGAUCGACAGGUCAGACAGGGUAUUUCCAACAGCCUGGAAGUUCUACUAUUCAGUCUGCUCAGUUACAGCAACACCAAGCUGGGUACGGACUUCAAGGCAACGUUUUUGGUACCCAUAACCAGUCUCAUACUAACGCCGGAUUGCAAAGUUUCAACUCGCAUUUUUUAUCGACUCCAAUGCAGUUGGCUGCAGCACUAAAUGCGCAACAAUUUCGGUCCAGCCUUCCAACACAGUUUAUGAAAGGCGUCGGCAGCCAACAAAUUGGUGAUCAAACAGGAAGGUCACAACAACUCAAAAGCCCCGGCAGUCAAGAAGUGCUGUCGUCGGUCUUCAACUCUGUCCUGUAUUUCCUAGGUUCGCAGAUUUCGUCCCCUAAGUUAAGGCAGAACUGUAAACAACCCCCGCCUCAACCGAGCCCAACAGCCCAACAUAAAUACAAUCUCUAUCAAGGGGUGGGCAACCAACAGUCUGGAAAUAUGCAGAGGUACCCUCCUCCAAUUCAGCGACCCGUCAAUUUCCAGCAAAUGGGUUCCGUACAACAAAACAAUUCUGCCAACAACCAAAAGCAUCGUUCUAACAAUCCUAACAAUAAAGCUUCUUCUCGACAAUAUUAUCAAAAUAAUUCAAUUUCAUCUCAGAGUGAAAAAAUCGACGACAGUAAGCUGAAUGAUAAUUCCCUGAGCAACAGCAAUUCCAACAGCGUUAAUUCGUCUGUUGCUAACAAAACCGUAAUUGGGACAAGUGCCGCAACUACGGUAGCUUCUCCGGAGAUUUCAAAAGAGGCUAUAAAUAUAGAAGAAACCACCGCUUUGAAGGAUUAAGUGUUGUCUUUUAUUGUUUUAAGCACUAAACAGUUUGUAUCGUGUUAACCAAUUUCCAAAUUUUGUACAUUAUUACUAAUUAAUGAAAGGAACCGCAAAAAUGUAUUUAUUUUUUCCAUUAUAUUAAGUAUUGAAGUUUUCUUGUAUUACUAAUAGUAAUUAUUUAUUUUUCGUGGUACUGGGACUUGAUUUGUGACCGGUUUUUCCAUAAAUUCUUUGUACACCGAUUUUAGAACUAGGAGUUGAAGUUUUAUGCUUUGCCUGAAAUAUAAAAAUAGAUUUUUUUGGUAAACGUAUAUCCUGUAUCUUAUUGUACUGGUCCAUUGUUAACUGGGCCCAGUACGAUAGUUUAGCCAGACCUUAGUAGUUUUUUUACUGUGCUCUGUAAAAAUGUUAUUACUGUGUGCACUUGCCAAACGAUAGCUUCAACUGCCCACAGUAACAGAAAUUUUUGAGCCCUUUGCCGUGCAAUGCCGACAGUGGUUCUAGCAAUUGUAGUUUUGUGAUAUGUUAAGUGUAUAGAUAUUUGAAAUCAAGGCAUUGAACUCGCAAAUCUCAAAUUUCGGUAAAUGUUUUCUACAAUUUGUCUCCAAAUCGUGGAGCUUCUAAUUUUUCUCGAGAUUGUAUAGGCUUGCCUAACCAACUUAGCGACACAAUCUCACCUGUAGCUCAUUAGCAGUGUUAGUAAAUCGUAGCCAGCAUGGAAUGUAUCGUGUAAAAAUUAUUCAGUGAGUGAAAAACUGCACUAAUGUUUUAUCACACAAACUCCAAGCUUUAUUAAACCUCAGUGUUGACGGAAAUUCGACUGAAAAGACUGCAUUCGGAAGGUGAAGUGUGUGACCUAAAAGACUCUGGAUUCGCUCUGUUUUGUUCUCUUCUACCGGCAUCAGCAAAUUACUCAGAUUAUGAAACAAAAUUGUAUAUCUUUGGUUAAGAUAUUUAAUUCUAUAAAUAUUAUUACUUCGUAAAAUAAAUGGUUUAAAUACA
Tribolium castaneum (red flour beetle) is the source of this 7741-nucleotide messenger RNA. RefSeq names its product no circadian temperature entrainment (gene nocte). NCBI's taxonomy places the organism in Eukaryota, Metazoa, Arthropoda, Insecta, Coleoptera, Tenebrionidae. Bases 335 to 6754 code for a protein of 2139 amino acids. The record is from RefSeq and is a predicted model, not a curated record. Gene Ontology annotation, biological process: cell differentiation. The transcript has 13 exons.